GAUGAUAUCUAAUCCCGAUUUAUCGCAGAAGAAGAUAUGUUUGCGACAAUUCAUUGUCCAUCACUGCGAGAACCGGCAAUUAUCAGCGCUCACUGCCUUCUCCUACAACAACAUCGAAGAGGAAUUCGUCAACAUUAUUGAAUCGAGAGCCAGAUCUACAGAUUUGCUUUCGUCCAAUCAAAUCAAUUAUUACCACCUCUUGUACUCGUAUUUUGUGAGAGACAGUAACUAUAGACGCGCGGCGUCUGUGAUGUACGAGUUCUGCCGACGCCUGAGUCAAGAAGUGAAUGGAUUGGAAAGUAUCAAACAACAGGUCAACGCUUAUCUCAUUGUCUUGAAUUGUCUCAAAAUAAUAAAUCCAAAGUAUUCGUGGAUUGUUAAGCAUUCCUACAAAAGAGAGACCUCAUCGCCGCUCACGAAACGCAAACUCCACUCAAACGCGAAGAGAGCCGUCGGUGGAGACGACGAAAGCGCUAAGAGAUCAUUAGAGUUGGAAAUAAUGGACAGCAAUGACAUGAAACGUGAGUACGAAUUAGUGAAAGCGAGACUUCGCUUAUUGCAAAAGGACGAGAAGACAUUCGCCAUCGCAAACACACCCCUCGACGCCACCGAAACCAUCACUCUUCUCAUAUCCGCGUCACUCUUCGACUUAGCGUUCAAUUUGUGUUCACUACUCAAACUUAAAUACGAGCCCAUCUUUGAGGGCAUUGUUUCCAAAUACAUAUAUUUAGUCCAAUCGGGAAACAGCUAUGAAAUUGUCGACGUUUACGAUUGUUUCGUCGAUAACGACACGCCGUCUCUGGGCUUUAUAAACGCCGCAGAUAUGGCGCCCGUCGACAAGAUGUGGCAUUUGAUCGCCACUUAUCUCCACAAAUACGAGACCGAAGGCCAGACAUGUCUUAAGAGAUGUGUCGCCGAGAAGUUAUUAGCCAAUGGUUUAAUGAUUCCAACGUGUCUUAAACUAAAAUAUCAGAAACAAAACUGCCCGGAAUUGCUUCGACUCUUACUUACAUAUGAUUUCAUUGAAGAGGCGUUUGAUUUGUCCAUUGAGUACAUGAGAGCUUUCGAAGGAAAGGGAACUGAAUAUUUCGAU
Messenger RNA from Medioppia subpectinata, 1093 nucleotides. The record is from the annotation of a GenBank genome assembly. NCBI's taxonomy places the organism in Eukaryota, Metazoa, Arthropoda, Arachnida, Sarcoptiformes, Oppiidae.